This is a messenger RNA of Hippoglossus stenolepis (Pacific halibut), 6116 nucleotides long. RefSeq names its product aryl hydrocarbon receptor. The coding region runs from base 378 to 3119 and encodes 913 amino acids. Gene Ontology annotation, molecular function: nuclear receptor activity; transcription cis-regulatory region binding; protein dimerization activity. Gene Ontology annotation, cellular component: aryl hydrocarbon receptor complex; nucleus. The record is from RefSeq and is a predicted model, not a curated record. The transcript is spliced from 11 exons. Lineage: Eukaryota; Metazoa; Chordata; Actinopteri; Pleuronectiformes; Pleuronectidae. Gene Ontology annotation, biological process: regulation of transcription by RNA polymerase II.
GGAAAGACUACCGGGGACGGAGAGGAGGAGAGACGGGGACAGGGAGGUGGAGAGACUACCGGGGACGGAGAGGAGAAACUACCGGGGACAUAGUGGUGACAGGACCGGGGACAGACCGGGUAUAUUCAGCGUCCCUCGGUGGUGAACUCCUCCCCGGGACGUGCACUUUGAGCGGGGCUUAGUUCCAGCGGAGCGUCGGCGGGACUCGACCCGGCUGCGGAGCGUCAUGGACGGGACGACCUCGGAGGCAGCGACGCUGAGAUGGAGCAGGAGCCGCUAGAGCUGAUCUGAAUCUCACUUCACUGCACGAUCCGGAGUCACAUCUGGAUUCUACUGGAUUCCACUGAGCAGCUUGUGUCAAUAGGUGAAGAAACAACAUGUACGCAGGGAGGAAGAGAAGGAAACCUGCUCAGAAGGGUGUUCCCUUCGUAACCAGAGCCAAGCCGACCCCGGCUGAAGGGGCCAAGUCCAACCCGUCCAAACGCCACCGUGACCGUCUGAACUCGGAGCUGGACCGGCUCGCCGGCCUGCUGCCGUUCCCCGAGGACGUCAUAUCCAGCCUGGACAAGCUGUCCAUCCUGAGGCUCAGCGUCAGCUUCCUCCGCACCAAGAACUUCUUCUCAGUGGCGCUGAAGAGCCAGCUGUCCAAUGGCACGAACAAGCGCAGCGAUCAACACAGCGACGGCAAGACGCCGGGUUCUGCUGACAGACACGUACCUGAGGGGGAGCUGCUGCUGCAGGCCCUGAACGGCUUCGUGCUGGUGGUGACGGCCGAGGGAACCGUCUUCUUCUGCUCUCACACCAUCCAGGACUACCUGGGUUUCCAUCAGACCGACGUGAUGCAUCAGAGUGUGUUUGAGCUGAUUCACACUGAAGACCAGCAGGAGUUCAGGAGGAACCUGCACUGGGCCCUCGACCCCCCCGUGGGCCCCAGACCCCCCACAGAUCCCUCUACAGAUGGGGAGUCGGAGUCGACCUCUCCUUGCCUCGUGAGCUACAACCCCGACCAGCUUCCACCUGAGAACUCUUCCUUUCUGGAGAGAGGCUUCAUCUGCCGCUUCCGCUGUUUGCUGGACAACUCCUCCGGCUUCCUGGCGCUGAACAUCCAGGGUCGGUUGAAGUUCCUCCUCGGUCAGAGCCGUCAGCAGAGUGACAGCGAGGACGGCACGCCGCCUCAGCUUGCUCUCUUCGCCAUCGCCACGCCCAUCCAGCCUCCGGCCAUCCUGGAAAUCAGAACGAGGAACAUGAUCUUCAGGACCAAGCACAAGCUCGAUUUCACACCCAUGGCCUGCGACGCAAAGGGUAAAAUAGUCCUGGGAUACACCGAGGCGGAGCUGAGGGUUCGAGGCUCUGGUUACCAGUUCAUCCACGCUGCCGACAUGUUGUACUGUGCAGAAAACCACGUCAGAAUGAUAAAGACCGGAGAGAGCGGCCUCACCGUCUUCAGGCUGCUCACCAAGGAGAACCGGUGGACGUGGGUCCAGGCCAACGCCCGGCUCGUCUACAAGAACGGAAAGCCGGACUACAUCAUCGCCACCCAGAGGCCUUUGGUGGAUGAGGAAGGAGGGGAACACCUGAGGAAGCGAUCUAUGCACCUUCCUUUUACCUUCGCCACCGGGGAGGCGCUGCUCUACCAGACCGGGCAUCCGCUGCACGGCUUCCCUGAUUCCUUCCAGGGCAAAGCCAAAGGCAGCAAGUCCAAAAAGGGCAAAGUGGACAAGAGCUCUGCAGAUGAGCUGGACCCAAAGUCCCUGCUGGGAGCUCUGAUGAGCCAGGACGAGUCUGUGUACGUCUGCCAACCCGACACAGAGACGAAAAUGUCCUAUCAGAGCAGCCUUACUGGGGAGCAGCAGAGCCAGACUGAUGGUUUCAGUGGCUUAUUUGGUGCUGACAGCUGGCAAAUCGUAUCCAACGGGGAGACCGGAAGAUGCAACGGUAAAACACCCAGUUUUGACCCCCUGCUGGCCACCUUGGACUCCUUGUCUCUGGACGGGGACGAGACGUGCUCCAACAGCGAGCUCUUCAGCGCUCUGGAGAACCUGGGCCUGAACGCUGAAGACCUCGAGCUCCUGCUGCUGGACGAGAGGAUGAUGCAGGUGGAGCUGGACCCAAACCACAUCCCCUCCCUCAGCGACCUCCUCACCAACAAUGAAAUCCUCUCCUAUAUCCACGACUCCCUGGAGGGUGGCACAGAGGGAGGGGAACCGGGUGGAUUUGGACUUUUGGGCCAUCCGCCGAACACAGACUCCCAGCAGGAGUGUUCCACAGCUGCCGUCCCUCCAGCUCUCCCCGGCGGCAGGCAGCCCAUCGUCCAGCUCUCGCAACAGAUGCAGCAACACGUCCGUGCAGGUGAGCUGGGGAAAGGGCAGCCGGGACAGAUCCAGCCUCUGGACACCAACGUUUUACCCAACGGUCACUGGAUGGUCACGACAGAGAACCUCCAUCACCCCAACAACCACACCCACCACCACCCGCACACUGUGCUCAAAGCCUCACAGCUGAGCAGCGAUCACAAACACCUUCAUUCACUUCUGGGAUUGAGUCAACAGUGGCAGCUCCAACAAGACCAGUACUCGGUGCACCUCCAGUCCCACCAGCAGGAAAACAGCCAGAGCGCUUUGUUCCCUGGUUUCCACAACCAGCUGGGACUGAGCAGAUCUCACACCUCCAACGGACACGCAGCCUUCCCACCCAACAUGGAGGUGGAGCACUCAGGCUACAGCAUCUCCACCGCGCCGUAUACCGGUGGCACCGUCCUGAACAGUGUGAUCACGCAGGAUGUUUGGGCCCAACAGAAACACCAGCAGACUCAGGUUCCUCCAUCGUGUUUGUCCCAGUGUCCCAGUCAGAGCUCCUCGCUGGACCUAGAGCAGCUACUGGGUCUGUCCCAGCCGCAGCACAGCCUGCCGUCCCUCGAGGCCUACGGCAUGUUCAGCACCGGGGCAGAGGAUCGUGGCAAGCUGGAGAACGGCUGCCUCCUCAGUGCCACCAACGCAGCGUACAUCAAGACGUGUCUGAUGCCCAAUGGGAACGGAGGGGCCCCCGAUGACAUCCCUGUCUCGUGCCCCGAAGGACUCGCUGCUCUCCAGGACCCACAGAAGUCUGGAUUCUUCCUCUGAAGGGAGGAAGAGUCCGCGGAGGCGAGAGGAGAAGGUACAGAAGGAAAAAUAAACAAUAACGGAGAGAGAAAACGUUUCAACUCCUCUUCCAGAAAGGACUUUGUGUCACUUUCUCUUGUCUUGAGAUCGGACUCAAGCUCUACUCAGAGAACCGAGGUCCCGUAGAUAACCUAGAGACGGUUAUAACGAGGAAAGACAAACGAAGCUUUUCGUGAGUUGUGCGCUCACUGAACGUUGUGUGUCCACGUGUCAGGUGUGUGUUCUUUUAUCAGGAGUCAGACGACUCACCUGAACAUCAACCUCAAGCCAAAACUCAUCGUCCUCUCGUCUUUACACUGUGACUUUCAACAGAAGUGGUUCGUUUGUUGGUCAAAUAACUUGUUGACAAUCGGUUUUAGUGCCAUUUAAUAAGAUAGAAGCCACUGGACUAUUAAAAUAAAGCACACAACUGGAGAUUUAAACUUCACAGUAUCCUACAAGUGAGCAUUUGAAGCCGUGUUGUGUGUGUGUGUGUGUGUGUGUGUGUGUGUGUGUGUGUGUGUGUGUGUGAGUGUGAGAACAUGCUGCUUUCAUUAGUGUAUUUACUGCUCAACACGUCUGCUGGUAAUCUGUUUCUGCUAAUGCAGGAAUGUGAACGCUUCGUCUCGUAAUCCUGCUCCGUGUGUGACGUGGAGACGGCCGCGAGGUGUGGACUGAACACACCAGCAGAUUAUUUAAUGUGUUCGCUCGUCACCUAGAUGUAGAUGUUCGGCCUCGUGGGUGUUGUUCGUCCUGGUGCUUUACAUGUCGACAAAACAGCAUUUCAAUCCAGUGGUUUAUAUUGUUGAGAUGAGAUUUAAACAAAUUAUGAAAGGUUCGAACCAGAAGCAGUUUAACGGUGUUUUUUUUAUCGCUGCUGCUUCUUUAGCCGCGGCACCACGACAUUUAUCCUAAUGCUGCAUUUUAGCCCGUUUGAGGUUUACAAUGAUGUUGUGCACUUACAUGUAUGUUACAGACGUGAUCAGAGAGGAUCUGAUUUGUCCGUCAGUGGCGCUGAAAUCAAACAAAAGAGCAUUUUUUGUUUCCUGACCGGAGACAGUGUGAGAAUCUCCCGUUAAUGCCUUGUCUGGGCGGCCGCGGCCAGUCAGACUCCCGCUUCCUCUUCUCCUGCAGUCGUGUCGUGUGGGAAACCCUGAGUGCACUUACAUGCACGCAGUAAUCCAUUAAGGACCUAAAUGUAAAUAAUAGAUCACAACUGAAGGUGAGGGAGGAGGUGCGUGUCAGCGUUUCUCAAGAUUUGAUUUCUGUCAUCACACAAUUGUAAUUAUUAGUAAUAUUAUUAUCCCGUGAUUGAGAAAAUAUCUGCACUCAGAGGUAGGAAACAUUUGUACUGUUCUUAAUUUCAUAUCUGGCCAGUUUGUGCAUUUAUGUGGAAUCAGACCUAUUGUACUGACGGAUUAUCGUUAAUAGACAUCAGCAGAUGAGACUUUUCAACUUUAAUUCAAGCCACUGCCUCAAUCGUAGAAAACAGAAUCUGUCCUGCACAGUUUUGUGUCUUAUUUUUUCUUUGUGUUAAAACAUUUAAACAAACAAACUGAACAAUACGACAAAACCUGCAAUGAAAAGAAUCCUCCGCCGGACUCCCACAGCCGUCAGUGGGACAUGGAAACUCACGCUGCGUUCAUGUCAUGUCAGAUUUACUGUAAAUGAUUGAAAUUAUUAUUUAAUAAUUAUUAAUUAACACAUUUUCAGGACUCCCAGUUGUGUGUAGUCAUUUUUCCGUGUGAAAAAAACAUCUCACUUAACUCUAACAUCAUCGUGCAGGAGGAAAGUAAAAUUAAAACCUUAGAGCACAGUGUCCAAAAUCCAAUUUAAAAAUGAGUUGUGUGUAUUUUGAGUUGUGUUUGUCUGAUGUUUAACUCGUUACAUUUCCUCACGUCUGAUAUGACAUGAAUGUAGUUUCACUCCCAUUGGCCCCCCCCCCCGCCCCCCCAGCAGCCGGAGUGGUGACGACGGACUGGACAGCAUUUAGCACCGACUCCAAAAACCAAAUGAGAAACAUGUAAACACGCGUGUGUGUCUGCAGUUGCUCCUUCGUUGAAUGUCUCGGGUAAAAAAAAACUGUAAAGAUGUUUAAAACAUGAAGCUUUUAUUUCACUACGAAAAACAAACUGUCAAUCAAAGGUGUUCUGUCGUCAUGGCGGCGGCGGCGGCGGCCGAACGUCUCUACGACAAAACGACUUUACGCAUUUGCCUCUUGUCUGUUUUCCUCUGGUUGUUUUUGCUUUUCUUUUAUAAACGGAACUUUUAUUAUAAAACAGAUUAUUUAAAACCAGUUGUGAGAUCAAACGCUGUAUGAAAGGAACAUUUAUAAAGAGACGGUCAUUUUCCAGACGCUGAAAAAGAGAAGCUUGUGUGUGUGUAUAGACAGUAGGUGUUUUUUUUAUCGACGUUGUUUCAAGCACUACUUUGAAUUCACUGCUCUUACAAACGUCCUCCAGCACUGAAAGUAGUCUUGUAGAAAAAAAAAGAAGCAUUUUAUGACUCAGUGUUGAUUGAAUAUUGUUCCCGAGAGUCGCGUGUUUUAUCUUUACGUCAUGUUUAAAGACAGUUUGUCACUUUAGCUCAAAACAAAAUGGUGCCAUAACGGCGAGCUCCGACUCGCCAUCGUUCAGUAAAUGAAGAAUAUAUUUCAAAACACUUUACGUACAUGAACCUUCUUCUCUCCGUAUCUUUAGAAUCCACUCUGUCCACAGGUUACCUUCGAAAGUGAACGAAUCGCUUUAUAUUUAUGCCGUUAGUCAUUUCAUCAGAGUUGAAACUGAACUGAACUUUGAAACCAAACCCUCCAGUAGCUGUUCAAUGUUUUUAAAGGCACACAGACUUUAUUUUGCUACUUUUAUCACUGAAAGUCGUAGUCGUACGUAAACUGAACUUUUAAAAAAAGGGCGGUUUGUCUUGGAGCCAUGUGUUGAAAUGUGCUCCUGGGUCCUGGAAAUAAAGGAUUUGGUGCAAACA